AUGUCUGCUCUUCGACUAUUUUCCCGAUUGGCCAGCACCAGGAUUCUGCAAAUACGUCCGAUUGUGGAGAUGCCCGCACGCUGCAAGUACACCCAACAUCAAGGAGUUAAGGGCAUCCGCAACAGGAAGAGCUUCUUCGAGGCCCAAAUACAGGCAGGUCAAAGAAGUGAGGAGGAUGAGGAUGCUGACUUGGAGCGGACAGCCAGUAGCGAUCUGGCGGAUAUGCGGUUCUUAGAUGAUCGGGCCUACGACGAGGUGGCUGGAGGAGCUAUGAGAAUCACCCGUGACAUAGCCAGCUCCCAGCAAGUGCUCAUCCUUCAACCUUACGUAAAAUGGGCAGCAAAACGGCAGAACACACCCGUCGAUGUCCGGCCAGAGGAUCAACUUGCGGAGGCCUCUGCUCUGAUCCACUCCCUGCCCAACUGGCAGGUGGCCAGGGCUCUUAAGGUUCCCCUGGAAAGCCUCGAAAAGAAGACCCUCUUUGGCAGCGGAAAACUGGUGGAACUCAAAGAACUGGUCGCUGAACUGCGACAGGAACGGCAGCUAACUUGCCUGUUCGUCAGCAAGGGAACACUAUCGUUCGCCCAAAAACGAUUCCUGGAGGCGGAGUUUCGGUUGCCAGUAAUGGAUCGCUAUUCCGUUGUUAUACAGAUACUAAGACUGCAUGCCACCAGCGCUGAAGCCAAACUACAGGUAGCCAUGGCUGAGCUGCCUUACAUUUGGGCGCAGGCUAAGGAUGCCAGUGUGACGCAGACGCGUCGACAAGGAUACGCCUUGACCGAUCUGCAAAAGGAGAUUCUGCGCACCAGGGAGCGAAAAUUGCGAGCGGAACUGGAUCGUGUCCGGCGGCAGAGGCAGUUGCUACGGCAGAAACGAAAGCAGCAAAAUUAUCCCAUUGUUGCCGUGGUGGGCUACACAAAUGCUGGCAAGACCUCCUUGAUUAAGGCCCUCACAGUCGAGGAUGCACUGCAGCCCAGGAAUCAGUUGUUCGCCACCCUUGAUGUAACUGCUCAUGCCGGUUGUUUACCAUGCAAUCUGGAAGUGAUCUACAUGGACACGGUUGGCUUUAUGUCCGAUUUGCCAACGGGUCUGUUCGAGUGCUUUGUGGCCACUUUAGAGGACGCCAUGCUGGCGGACGUAAUAGUGCACGUCCAGGACCUUUCACACCCGUGUCACGCUGCUCAGCGCAGCCAUGUGGAGGCCACGCUUCGUUCCCUGGCUUUCAACGUGGCUGGCGGAGAUUCCACGACCAGCCAGUUGCCGCCGAUCAUUAAUGUGUGCAACAAAUGCGAUCUUGUUUCCCUAGAGGAUACGUCUUCUGCAGACCCAGUGCAUCAAAUAUCAGCUAGAGCACAGACUGGAUUGGAACCGCUGCUGGUUGACAUCGAGCAGCAGAUAUUGAGCGCCACCGGGCGAAGAAAACUUCAGAUGCGAGUGCCCAGCGGCGGACCAGAAAUGGCCUGGCUCUAUAAAAACGCAGCCGUGGUGGAAACGACAGCGGAUGCGGAGAAUCCCGAACGCCUCAUGAUGCACGUGGUCAUCAGCCAACGCACACUGGAUCAGUUCAAGCGACAGUUCUGCCGCUGACACACACAAGU
Molecule: messenger RNA, 1598 nt
Organism: Drosophila santomea
Lineage: Eukaryota; Metazoa; Arthropoda; Insecta; Diptera; Drosophilidae
Product: putative GTP-binding protein 6
Exons: 4
Coding region: 1-1587 (528 amino acids)
Cellular component (GO): cytoplasm
Molecular function (GO): GTP binding; ribosome binding
Source: RefSeq, a predicted model, not a curated record